AUGUCCUCCUCCCUGUCAGCCGAAGAUGAAGACAUCUUCGAGCGCCUGCAACAGCGCAAGGACCCGCAGGUCCUCGAGGAACAGCAACAGGCCGUGAACGAGCGGACACAGGCGAUUCUCCAGAAGGCCCAAGCCCGUCUCUCGGAAUUGGUAUGGCAAUCCGUCUUCCUCAUCCUUGACCAAAACUCGACUCUUCCGUGUUCCAUCUCUUCGGUUCAGGUUCUCGGUGCCUUGAACACCCGUCGGAGCUUCCUACAAAAUGUUCUCAACCCGCUGUUGAGCGAAAACAAGAAUCGACCCUACACUCUGUCCGAGGCAUUGAAGGAGGUGUCGGCAACCGCAGACAAGCUUGGACGAUUUGAAUUGUUCCAUGAGCCCAUCUCGGUUCACCUGGACGAAGCCAACCGGAAUGGCGACUUGCGCAACAUCGAUGUUAUGCUCAGGGUCCGGGAGAAAUCCCGCGUACUUCUGAAGACAGGUACCGACCUUGGAAAUGCAGAGGGCUCGGCUUACGGAAAUCUCUUAUGGCGCAAUCUGUUUGGUGGUGCCGAGACGCUCAACCUGAAUGCUUCGCUAGGAACCCGUACACGAUCCGCCUACCAGGCCGCUUUUGAGACGCCGCUGUUCUGUGACCCCGACUUCCGUUUGGAAGUGGGCGGAAUUGCCAGCGCUACCCAGAAGUCCUGGGCUAGCCAUGAGGAGGUUCUCAAGGGAGGCUGGAGCAAGCUUCGCUGGCUGUCUCGCUCCGGACACCGCCACGAGCUCGGCUAUAACGCCUACUGGAGACAGGUUACCGGCCUUGCCGAGAAUGCCUCCUCCACCGUGCGGGCUGAUGCUGGUGACAGUGUCAAGAGCAGCAUAUUCCACAGCUGGGUCAAUGACCAGCGGGACAACGCAAUGCUACCUUCCCGUGGAUACUAUGCCAAGGUCUUCAAUGAGGUGGCCGGCUUGGGUCCAUUGAAGGGCGAUGUGUCGUUCUGGAAAUCGGAGAUUGAGACACAAGGCGCGAUCCCGAUUCCGAUUCCCGGUAUCAAGGGUGACAGUGGUGUCAGCUUCACCACUGGAUUCCGCGCUGGCCUUUUGUACCCCUUGGGACUGGACUCCAAUUCUCGCCCUCAACUCUCCCGUGUCAACGACCGCUUCCUCCUCGGCGGUCCUACCGAUGUGCGUGGAUUCCGUCUGUGCGGCCUGGGUCCCCGUGAGGGAGCCGAUGCUCUCGGCGGCGAUGUCUACGCCGCUGGUAGUGUGAACUUGCUAUUCCCGCUGCCCCGUGUCGGCGCCGAAAAGCCUUUCCGCAUGCAAAUGUUCUUGAAUGGUGGCCGCUUGCUGUCCCUGCGGACGUCGCAAAAGACCACCCCUACUACUAGUGGUGAGGUCCAGGAUGCGGUUAUCUCGACUGUUUCCGAUCUGCAAAGUGGCCUGCCCAGCAUCGCGGCUGGUGUUGGUAUUGUCUACGCCCACCCAGUGGCCCGCUUUGAACUCAACUUUUCUCUUCCGCUGGUUCAGCGAAAGGGCGAGGAGGGUCGCAAGGGACUCCAGCUGGGAAUUGGCAUCAACUUCCUGUAG
This is a messenger RNA of Penicillium argentinense, 1566 nucleotides long. It is a transcript of the gene sam50, whose product is annotated as SAM complex subunit SAM50. Lineage: Eukaryota; Fungi; Ascomycota; Eurotiomycetes; Eurotiales; Aspergillaceae. Gene Ontology annotation, biological process: protein insertion into mitochondrial outer membrane. The transcript is spliced from 4 exons. The record is from RefSeq and is a predicted model, not a curated record. Gene Ontology annotation, cellular component: SAM complex; outer membrane. Bases 1 to 1566 code for a protein of 521 amino acids.